Molecule: messenger RNA, 1550 nt
Organism: Asparagus officinalis (garden asparagus)
Lineage: Eukaryota; Viridiplantae; Streptophyta; Magnoliopsida; Asparagales; Asparagaceae
Product: thiosulfate/3-mercaptopyruvate sulfurtransferase 2-like
Exons: 12
Coding region: 153-1289 (378 amino acids)
Biological process (GO): transsulfuration
Cellular component (GO): mitochondrion
Molecular function (GO): thiosulfate-cyanide sulfurtransferase activity
Source: RefSeq, a predicted model, not a curated record
AAAAAAACCUCUCUUUCUCCCGAGGGUUUUAAGAAUCCCUGAAGUCUAAUCCUCAAUACAGUAAGCAUGAUCGAAGUGUUCACUGUCGUCUAUUGAAUCAAAACCCUACCUUUCUCCUCGAUUCUCUUCCAAAUCUCUCGAUCCUGAUUUUGAUGGCAUCUGCCCUCAUAAAUCGAGCAAUUACUGGUCUCCGAUCGCUUCGGCCUUCGCUCUCGAUCGCCCAAAACUCAAGAUCCCACACUUCCUUCUCAAAGAGAGGACAAUUUUAUCGUCGUGCUGGAUUCUCUCCUUUGGUUUCAUCUCCGAAAACUUGUAUUCUUGUUCGUUGUUGUGGGAGUGCUUCUUCUGCUGCGAGCAUGACGACGUCUGCGAUUGAGUCGGUAUCAAGAAGUGAGCCUGUCGUUUCUUGUGAUUGGUUGCAUUCUAACCUUAGAGAUCCUGAUGUGAAGAUAUUGGAUGCUUCCUGGUACAUGCCUAAUGAACAAAGGAACCCAUUUCAAGAAUAUCAGGUUGCCCACAUACCUGGUGCUUUAUUCUUUGAUGUUGAUGGAAUAUCAGAUCGGAGUUCUAAUCUACCACACAUGUUGCCAUCAGAGGAAGCUUUUGCUGCUGCUGUUUCUGCUCUAGGUAUCCAGAAUAAAGAUGGGGUUAUUGUUUAUGAUGGGAAGGGAAUAUUCAGUGCAGCCCGUGUUUGGUGGAUGUUCCGAGUAUUUGGACAUGAUAAGGUUUGGGUGUUGGAUGGAGGCCUGCCACAGUGGCGUGCUUCAGGAUAUGAUGUUGAAUCAAGUGCCUCUGGUGAUUCAAUUUUGAAAGCUAGUGCCGCAAGCGAAGCAAUUGAGAAGAUAUAUCGUGGACAGCCGGUUGGUCCAGCCAAUUUUGAGGCAAAACUCCAGCCUCAUCUUCUUUGGACCCUUGAUCAGAUUAAACAAAACAUUAACGACCAAACUCAUCAACAUGUAGAUGCUCGGUCCAAAGCCAGGUUUGAUGGUCUAGCACCAGAGCCACGAAAAGGAAUAAGAAGUGGUCAUGUACCAGGCAGCAAAUGCAUUCCUUUUGUUCAGAUGUUGGAUGGCUCUCAGAUGCUAUUGCCUUCCAGUGAGCUUAUGAAAAGGUUUGAACAAGAAGGCAUCUCUCUAGAUCGUCCAGUCGUUACCUCUUGCGGAACUGGUGUAACUGCUUGUAUUCUUGCUUUGGGUCUUCACCGGAUUGGUAAAUCUGAUGUUCCCAUUUAUGAUGGAUCUUGGACGGAGUGGGGUUCUCAUCCUGACACACCAGUUGCAAGUUCUUGAACCGUAUGUGGUGUUUUAUGAUUUCUCCAUGUGCCGAGACCAUGAUCAUGAGUCAGGAGAAUGUAUAUCAGACAGGCGCGCCCGGUUUCUUCUCAAGAUUUCUCGUGUAAAUGCUCGAAGUUUAAUAAGGCUUGUUUUGAGCUGUUUCUAUAUGGACCGUUACUUACGUAAUUUUUGCAUGCCCUUAAAUUAACAUCUAACAAUUUGGAUAUGCUGGGACAUCAUCAAAGGAAGAAGAAAAGUGUGCUUUGGCUUAUGCGA